AUGUUUGAAUGAAGUCACCGCGGCGUGUGAGCCUGACUUCAUCUCUCACUCCGGCUGAGGUUCUCACCACGGACGCGCGCCUCUUCUGAAGUUACUUUUUGACUCCUGCUUUGGGACUUUUAAUUAAACAAUGCCACCGAGGUGUUCUGCCCCCGAGCGGAGUUUCCGGCGCGUGGAGAAAGUUCGUUCAUGAGUAACACUGCGGACCGUCCGGAAGAUGGAGAGCACGACGAGCGAGCAGUCCGUGACGGGCCGCCCCAUGAUCCCCACCAUCCCGUCCAUCAUGUUCAUCUUCGGGGUGGUGGGCAACGUCAUCGCCAUCGCGGUGCUGUGCAAGUCUCGCAAGGAGCAGAAGGAGACCACUUUCUACACGCUGGUGUGCGGUCUGGCCGUCACCGACCUCCUGGGCACGCUGCUGGCCAGCCCGGUCACCAUCGCCACCUACGUGAAGGGCGCCUGGCCCGGCGGGGAGCCCCUGUGCCAGUACUUCGGCUUCACCCUCAUCUUCUUCUCCCUGGCCGGCCUCAGCAUCAUCUGCGCCAUGUCCGUGGAAAGGUACAUGGCCAUCAACCACGCGUACUUCUACAACGACUACGUGGACCAGAAGCUGGCCGGCUUGACCCUGGUGGCCAUCUACGUGUCCAACGCGCUCUUUUGCGCGUUGCCCGUCUUGGGCUUCGGCCGCGUCCAGAAGCAGUACCCGCGGACUUGGUGCUUCCUGGAGUGGCGGAGCAACGAGACGAGCGACGCGGCGUUCAACUUCAUGUACGCGGGUUUCAGUUCGGUGCUCAUCCUGGCCACGGUGCUGUGCAACGUGCUGGUGUGCGGAGCUCUCAUCCGCAUGCACCGGCGCUACAUGCGAAGGACGUCGCUGGGUACCGACCUGACUCGCGGCAGCGUGGACUCGCGCAAGAGGGGCCGAAGUUUCGGCCGCCUGGCCGGUGCCGAGAUCCAGAUGGUCAUCCUGCUCAUCGGCACCUCGGCAGUCGUGCUCAUUUGCUCCAUUCCGCUUGUUGCCCAGGUGUUUCUGAACCAGCUCUACAAGACGCCGGUUGAACUGCGCUUGGACAAAAACCCGGAUCUCACGGCCAUUCGUUUUGCCUCCUUCAACCCCAUCCUCGACCCCUGGAUUUACAUCCUGCUACGCAAAGCCGUUUUCCGCCAGCUAGUAGAGAACAUCAAAUGUCUCUUCUGCAAAAUGGGUGCCAGGAGCCAGAAGACGAGCGACAACGGGAGCUUACGCUGCAUGGACGCCGCGCCCCGUCCGACCUCCUCGGCCGUCUCCAAGAGGGACUCGCACUCGCUGGUGUCCGGUGACCUUCCUAAUAUAAGCUCCCAGACUUUCUUGUGCAACUCACAGGUAAGGGACGCACAGGCAAUGAGCUGCCGUGCCAAUCACAAAGCGGAAAGUCUCUCAUGGGCUUCAUCGUGCGAGCAGGGUAACGUGGCCCAAAGGACUGAGGGGGGCACUGUGAUUAUGGGCCCCCAGACUUCGCCAGCUAAGGACCCCGGGCUACAGGUGUCACUCAGCUCUGCAACCAUGGAGGAAAAAUGCAUCUGACCUUGCACUGACUUCGAAAUGGAGCACAUGUGGAAGGAAGAAACGAGUCAUAUCUCACAGGCAAUCAGUCAGGAAAAAUAAUGCAAACAAUGAAGAGUUUAGCACUGUUGCCUCACAGCAAGGUCUGGAAUGCUGAAUUUCCAAGUAUUUGAAAGAGUCUCCCGUAAAUGGUUAAAGCAACUCCAAAACUUGUGUAAAAUCACAUGAGCUACAAAGUGAAUUUCAUGACAAUGAAACAUAACAGGAUCGGCUGACAAAAAGGGAAAAUCAGUUUUAUUUGUCCGUCCAUGUGUUUGCUAGCAGCUACUUCCUGGUUCAGAUGUUAGCAUUGGACUAACAUGACUCUCCUAUUUGAAAUCCGGGAUUAUUAUUAUUUUUUUUCUAAAGCAGAGGUUGAAUGGUUCUGUUGUGGAUCAGUGGCAAAAAAAGGGAAAAUCAUAUAUGCUUGUUUGUCCCUCUAUUUGUCAGCGAGCAGCUAGCUCCUGGUUGAGAUGUUAGCAAGAGAAGUAGCCUACCAUUUUAAUUUUCGGGGAGGAGGAACAGUUUCUUUUUGUCAAAAAGACAAAGUAAAUCCCUCGAACUAAAAAUUGUGACGCAUUGUAGUUUUGUUUGUCUGUCUUGUCUAAAAUUAGCUCCGUGCUACUUCAUUAGGAUUGGCGACGAAAACAGUUCCAUCAUAACUCAAAUGGUAAAAACUAAAAUAAACAUUCCUUAAUGAAAAGGGAUUUUUUUUUAAAUUGUGUGCGUAUAUGUGCAAGUGCUUUGUGACAUUUGUCUGACAAAAAAAUGAAAAGAAAACUCAUAAAAUCCCAUCCAUCCAUUACAUAUAGCAAUUAGCCUCGUUAGCAUAGCAGGUGAGCUGUAGGCUAUCGCCAUUGACUUUGGGCAAAAGUCUGACUAAUUGCCAGCAGACUGCAGGGCACAUAUAAAAGUUCCCAAAAUCAAUCACAAGGAGCAACUAUUUAGUCCAUUAAGCUUGUUUUUGGAAUGUGGGAGGAGACAAGAUUCAAACCUCAAACUCCCGCACUGUGAGGCAGCCAUGCUAACCACGAGUGCGCUGUGCUGCUUGUAGAGUGCAAUAUUUGUUUGUCCAUCAACGUUUCUGCUAGCUGUAUCCACUUAUUGGUCACCAGGGCGGAGUGAACAGAAAUCCACACAAGUUUCCUGGAAUCAGGGUGUGUGCUUAUUGCAUAAUCUUGAUUAUUAACUAACAAACAAUGACCAAAACUAUACCUUUCCAUUAGCCUUUGAUGAAAUAACUCUUAUUUGCCUCUCAGCUACCUCCGCUUUUGUUUUUGGGUGUAAAUUUGAUUUUAUUCCAACAGAAAUGACCCACUUCUUUGUGACUCAAGCAAUGGGAAAAGACACCCAUUCUAUUUUUGGGCCACCUUGUGACAAUCAUUUUUGGACAGCUUUUUAAGUUGAACUAGCUGAGGUCAGAAUGUCAAAAUAACAGCUGGGACCAGCUGAUUCAUGAAUUUGUGGGCAGCAGCAGUGAAUGUGAUCCUGCUGGUAGCUGUCUUUGUUUUGGAUUCUAUUGUACAGCCCCCCCCCUUUUUUUUUUGUUAUUUCAGCCCCAUGACUAAUGUGCAGUGUGCAGUUUUAUUUUUGUGGUGAAUGGCAACUGUUCCUUUUUUUGUCUGUACUGGAAUCCACACGAACAUUUCAUCUCAAAUAUCUGAAGAAGGUACAAAAGAUUCCAGUUUGUGAUAUCUAAUUAUUUACAUGUGACUGCCGGGAAUAUUUUUUCCACGUGUGGCGUGUUUAUGCUUAGCGUUGAGUUUUCGAGGGUUUUUAUCACGUUUGUGAUGGAUGUGUGAGUCGAGAUGGACGAUGUGGUGACAGAUGUUGUUUUGAAUUAAAUUUGCUCGCCAAUCCCAACUACAAAGGCAACGAUACGCUUCAGCAUUCCUGAAAAUCUGAAGUUCAUCGACAAAUGUUGCAAUUCAGAUCCGACCGACAUUAUUUGGGCUAGCUGCGAAGUACUUUUCAUUCAUACUUAAAACUGUUCUUAAUGAAUUGCCCUACUUGCACACUUCACCUUGCGUGUUCUAAGGACACCAAAAAAACUGCAAUAUUUGACUGUGCGUGUACAGCAGGUGCAUGGGGAAAAAAAAAGGGUCAAACAAGAACUUCAGAUUCACACUAGAGCAGCCCAGGUGUACUUUUGAUUUAUUUAUCAUACAUACAGGCCAAUUGUAAUGUUGUACAAUGUGAUUUGAUUGACAUUCACCAUCUACCAUGUAACCAAGUUACUUUGUCACUUAUACUCUUUUAACUCUGUAAUUGUGAACAAACAGAUGCCUUUGCAAAGAUGUUCAUAGUCAUACCUGUUAUGUUUGUACAGAAUAUGAAUAUUUGUUCCCUCAUUUCACAUGUUUUUUUGUAACAUGCUUUUAAAUCAGUACCAUUGUAAUGCAGAAGGAUGUGAUGAAUUACUGCAGUCUUGUUAUCAUGUGAGUUGCGCCAGACAUAUGGCACAUCUGUCUUCGUAUAGUGUCAACAUAAGAGGACGGCUAAAGUUUCUCACAUGACUUUUUCCUGCUUUAUGAGCUCAACUCCAAGCUUUCAUCCAAAGGACGACCCUGACAAGAGCAACAAAAACAUAUUUAGGAUUAAGAUCCACAAA
Messenger RNA from Hippocampus comes (tiger tail seahorse), 4190 nucleotides. It is a transcript of the gene ptger4a, whose product is annotated as prostaglandin E receptor 4 (subtype EP4) a. The record is from RefSeq and is a predicted model, not a curated record. Gene Ontology annotation, molecular function: prostaglandin E receptor activity. Gene Ontology annotation, biological process: positive regulation of cytosolic calcium ion concentration; adenylate cyclase-activating G protein-coupled receptor signaling pathway; cellular response to prostaglandin E stimulus. Gene Ontology annotation, cellular component: plasma membrane. The transcript is spliced from 2 exons. Bases 218 to 1561 code for a protein of 447 amino acids. NCBI's taxonomy places the organism in Eukaryota, Metazoa, Chordata, Actinopteri, Syngnathiformes, Syngnathidae.